AUGAGACUUACUCUCCGUUUGUCCAGGCCUGCUCGAGCCUGUUGUUUACCAGAUGUGAUUACGGUAAGGAAACAAGCAGACAGGCCUAAUCCGUCGUCACUGUCAUAUGUGAUUCAGCCAAGAGCACGGUGUUUUUCUGCUCUGGCCAAGUUGCACUGGCAAAGCUUCAUAGGGGGUUACAGUAAGUGCAAUUUGCCUAAGCGGAAGGUUCAUGUCCGCCACUGCUGGAAGUCAGAUUCAGCACAGACGGGUUUCUCGUUAUUAGGGCAUCGACAGAACGGUCGUCAUGAACGGACGAUGGCGUUGGGUAGCAUCUUUCGAUGGCUUCCUUCUGACAGCGCCAACCGCCUCAGGACGUCAGAUUGUCUUGACCAUCAAUCCUCUUGCGGUGGUAUUACUACAGCAUCAAUCAUUGGAGACUCAUCGUCAACGGGAUCGAAUGUUGUCCCUUACCAACAGGCAAACCACAAAUCUCAUGAGGUGUUCCUAAAUCGAACAUCUGCAGAACGCCAGAUGCGCAGAGCCAAUAGCUUGGCUUGCAAACUCCUAAUGGGACUACUCUCGGUCGUACUUGACACGCUAUUUCCUGCCCCAGGCCCAUCUUCCAGCACUGUAUUUGGCCGAGCAAGCAGCGACUUGGCGAGAGACUGGCCAGAAGCCAACCUAGCCCAGGGUUCUUGCGGGAUCAAGGGUGCUGGUGCUGCAAUCGUGUUUCCAAGGGUAGCUCCGGCAUUGUGGCUGCAGGCCAUCACUCUCUUCGUGCUGCAGAUCGACGGGUGGCUGUUGCUGGACGCUGAGAUGCAAGCAGUUUUCGUCCACUUGGACGGAGAAAUUCGAGAGCAGAUUCUGCCGCCGUUGUUCGGUUGA
Pochonia chlamydosporia 170 is the source of this 867-nucleotide messenger RNA. RefSeq lists its product as hypothetical. Lineage: Eukaryota; Fungi; Ascomycota; Sordariomycetes; Hypocreales; Clavicipitaceae. The record is from RefSeq and is a predicted model, not a curated record. The transcript has 2 exons. Bases 1 to 867 code for a protein of 288 amino acids.